AUGACGCUGUUUGAUUUACUUGUUUUAACUACAACAAUCCUUUCUGUUCAAUCAGUAAUAACAAAAACUCCAAGUGGAGAUAUUCUUGGUUUUACAUCGAAUAAUGUCGAUAUUUAUAAGGGUAUUCCUUAUGGACAAUUUUCAACACGUUGGUCAUCAGCAACAUUACCUAAAUCAUGGACUGAUACACUUAAUGCAACUGAAUUCGGACCGAUUUGUCACCAAUCUGGUCCAUUUAAACUACCUCUACCAUUAGUAGAAAGUGAAGAUUGUCUCUUUCUAAAUAUCUGGGUACCAAACGGAAAUAAUUCAUUAUUACCAGUACGUGUAUGGUUACAUGGUGGUGGUUAUACAGCUGGUUUUAGUAAUGAUUAUGAUAGUGAAAAUCUUGCUCGUUUUUCUCAAUCAAUUAUUGUCACAAUUAACUAUCGUCUGGGAUUGUUUGGUUUUUUUCCUUUACCAAAUUUAAAUACACGUAAUCUUGGAUUGAUGGAUCAACAAUUAGCAUUACAAUGGGUACAAAAAAAUAUUCCAUCAUUUGGUGGUGAUAAAACAAAUGUUAUGAUAUUUGGCGAAUCAGCUGGUGGUAGUUCUGUUCUUGCUCAUUUACUUAUGGAAUCUAGUUGGCCAUUGUAUUCAUCGAUUGUAUUAGAAUCAGCUGGACCUUUUCAUUUUUCUGAUUGUAAAGAAAAUGAAAGAGUUAAUUUAAAAUUAAUUGAUAUAGCUUUUCCAGAAUGUCAAUCAAAUUUAACUUGUUUUCAAAAGAUAGAUGCUUCGAGACUUUAUCAAGAACUCACAAUUAAUUGGAUAAAAUUGUGGCCUUGUAUUGCAAAUGUUCUUGGUGGUUUUAAUGCCCAUGAAGGUCAAAGUGUUACAUAUAUAUUCAAUCAAUUUAAUAUGUCUAUUUCUGAAACAAGAUAUCAUGAUUUAACUGAACAAUAUCAAAUACCUUCUGAAUUAAUUGCUAAAUAUGAUCCAACAACAACUGAUAAAGAUUAUUUUAAUGCUUUUAGUUGGUUAAUUGCUAAUUAUUAUUGUUAUUGUCCUAGUUUUUAUCUUUUCAAUUAUCUUGCUACUAUUUCAUCAUCAUCAAUUUAUGUCUAUUUAUUUAUUCAUCCAUCUGAAAAUUGGAUAUUUACACCAUUACAUUUCAAUGCUACACAUUUGACUGAAAUUCCUUAUGUAUUUCAUAAUCAAUUUGCUGCCACUCAAUUAACACCAGUUGAAACAAAUCUAUCAUUAAAACUUAUUAAGUAUUUUACAUCAUUUCAUUUAUCUAAACAACCAUGGCCAUCUUAUAAAAUAAAUCAAACCAUAUUUAUUUUUGAUAUUGGUGAUCAUGGAAUAAAAACUCAAUUUGGUUAUGGUAAACAAAUGAUUGAAAAAUGUUCAGUUGUAUUAAAAUAUUUCGAUAGUGAUGAUUGUCAUGCUUAUUUAACUGAACAAGAAUGUUCAAAAAUGAAACAUUGUCAAUGGAUAGGAGAUCAUUGUGAUACAAUACAAACAUCUUCAGCUCUACAAAAUAAACAUUAUUCUUUCACUUUUUCUAUUGUUGUUUUGACUUUUUUAAUUAAUUUUCUAUUUAAAUAA
Rotaria sp. Silwood1 is the source of this 1590-nucleotide messenger RNA. The record is from the annotation of a GenBank genome assembly. Lineage: Eukaryota; Metazoa; Rotifera; Eurotatoria; Philodinida; Philodinidae.